Messenger RNA from Puccinia graminis f. sp. tritici CRL 75-36-700-3, 2637 nucleotides. RefSeq lists its product as uncharacterized. Gene Ontology annotation, biological process: DNA integration; DNA recombination. Bases 1 to 2637 code for a protein of 878 amino acids. NCBI's taxonomy places the organism in Eukaryota, Fungi, Basidiomycota, Pucciniomycetes, Pucciniales, Pucciniaceae. The transcript has 2 exons. The record is from RefSeq and is a predicted model, not a curated record. Gene Ontology annotation, molecular function: DNA binding.
AUGAAUAUCGAUCUUUGGAAGAUAGCGCUGAAAAACGCAAAAAUCUUAACCAAAUAUCAAGAUGUUUUGUUUGGAUUCGAGCACGGUUUCCAUCAAGGAAUACCUACCCAUAAACUUGGCAAUCUGCGCUGGUUCACCCCAGAUAACCAUCGGUCGGCAAUUUUGGCGGAAAAGAAGAUCAGAGAAUCAAUGGAUAAAGAACUACAACAAAAAAGAAUGUUCGGGCCGUUUGACUGGGAGGAAGUCAGCCGGAAAUUUAGUUUCUUUAGGACAAAUCCUUUAGGAGCGGUUGUCAACGGUGACGGGUCAGUUCGACCGAUAAAUGACUUGUCAUUUCCUCACGGAGAUCCCUCGACACCUUCAGUGAAUUCCUUCGUGAAUAAAGACAAUUUUGAGACCACGUGGGACGAUUUUAAUGAAGUUUCAUCGUUUUUCAGAAGUUGUGAUGGCCCGGUACUCCUUGCGCUAUUCGAUUGGGAAAAGGCGUACCGUCAAAUCCCUACCCGUCCAUCGCAAUGGCCCUACUUGAUGGUAAAAGGUAUGGAUGGGAACCUGUAUUUAGAUACUAGGAUAACCUUUGGUGGCGUGGCAGGCUGCGGCUCUUUUGGAAGGCCGGCAGACGCGUGGAAAGAGAUCAUGUUUGCCGAGUUUGACUUGGUAAAAGUGUUUCGCUGGGUCGAUGACAAUCUUUUCAUCAAAAAGCCUACCUCGACUACGGACAUGAAGGAUAUUGUGAAACGGUCUACCGAUUUAGGAGUUCUGACAAACUUGAAGAAAUGUUCAAUAUUUUCAGAUGAACAGAAAUUUAUUGGAUUUCUGUGGAAUGGAGCGAACAAGACUGUACGACUUCCACAAGAAAAAUUAAAUCAAAGAAAAUCACAAAUUGAAGAAUUCCUAGAUACAUCGAGGAAAUUUUCUUUCAACGAGGUUGAGGUCCUGACAGGACGUCUCAAUCACGUAUCUUACAUGUUACCUCAGCUGAGGUGUUAUUUGAGGAGCCUCUACAGAUGGAUGCUGGAUUGGUUCGACAUACACGCAAAGAGAUACGCACCCAAUGAUGUCCUAGAAGAUCUCAACCGAUGGAAAAAUACAUUAAACACUUUCAAACACGAACGGCUCAUCAGCGUAGAAGAACCCAUCGAUAUAGGUUGGGUAGGAGAUGCGUCGACUAGUUUUGGUAUCGGGGUUGUGAUUGGGAAAUACUGGUCUCAAUUGAGAAUUUUAAAACCUCGCAACCAACAAUCUCGGAAAUGGAACAUCGCUUGGCUUGAAACGGCGGCUGUAAGGGCAGGGUUGUUAAUGUUACAAGCGUUAAACCGUUUGAAGAAAGGGUCUAACGUGCUGGUGUGGACUGAUAAUACAACCACCGAGUCAGCAAUCCUUAAGAGGAAAUCUGGGGACGACACUGUAAAUGAAGAGUGGAAAUUGAUACAGGAUUUCCUAAUGGAGAAUGAGAUUGACUUAACCGGAAAACGGGUCAAAUCUGGCGACAACGUAGCAGACAAUUUAUCCAGGGGUCGGAUUGAAAUGAGUGAACCUUCAAAUUUAAUCAUCAUCGAUAACGAACCUUUAACAGUAGGACAUUUAAAUAAAAUCAAAGCGUUUGUUGCAAAUGGUACAACUCAUUACCCAGUAUCUACUCUGAACGCACACCUUCUAACAGGCUGGAAGUGGAAUACAAUCCUUGGCUAUAAUGCGGCCGUGAAAAAGUUUAUAUUCUUUAAGAAUCUAUCGGGGAACCAUAAUUUCAAGUUACCGACCUCGACGAAAGACAUAGAAGAUUUUUGUUUUUGGGCAGGAAGGAACCUUUACCUCAAUAACUCGUACAAAAUAUCAUCGGCUUCGAUAAAGAAAUACUUGUGUGGCCUGAAGGCGUGGCAUACAUUCCAUAGUCAGGAUUAUCCGGACAUCUCAGACAAAAGAAUCGAAUUAUUACUGAAGGCAUCGGCUAGGAUCGAUGCGACCAUACCGGCGAAACCGAAGAAACCGCCGAUAUUACUUAAACAUUUAAUUUGGCUCGCAAAUGCCCUGUUUCCAGGAGGAGACAUUGAUAAAUCCAUCAUGGAUCUCGCGAUCGUAGCUUUUUGGGGGAUGGCUAGAAUCGGCGAAUUAACAUACGCAAAUACCUCGGGCGAUCUGAAUAAUGAGGAUUCAGUUCUGACUUCAGACGUACGAAUUGUUAGAUCAGCAAUUGGAGAAAAAGUUAUCCUCACGGUCCGAAACGCGAAAACUGCACAACCAGGCAAACCACAAGAAAUUGUGUUACAUAGUUUGAAGAAUAUGCUUUGCCCAGUGUUAGCCAUAAAAAGACGUUUAGAAGAGGCGGACGGAGCGAAAACCUCGUUGUUUGGUUUUUCGAGAGACGGCGUACGACGACAUAUGACAAGGUCAAUCGCGGUCAACAGGAUUCAACUAGUAUUACGAGCGGGCGGUUUUGAAGGUCUCCUUGGACAUUCUUUUCGAGUCGGAGGAGCGUCAUUGCGCUACGCUUUAGGAACGCCAGUUGAAGAAAUCUGUCUUUUAGGCAGAUGGAUUUCAAACUGCUACAGGUUAUACAUUAGGGAAUAUAGCGUAGAAGAUAAAUUAGAUAGUAAAAGGAUUUUAGAUGAAUUGAACGAGUUGUGGGAAGAGGAUUAG